Molecule: messenger RNA, 3235 nt
Organism: Impatiens glandulifera
Lineage: Eukaryota; Viridiplantae; Streptophyta; Magnoliopsida; Ericales; Balsaminaceae
Product: probably inactive leucine-rich repeat receptor-like protein kinase At3g28040
Exons: 2
Coding region: 79-3105 (1008 amino acids)
Biological process (GO): protein phosphorylation
Molecular function (GO): ATP binding; receptor serine/threonine kinase binding; protein kinase activity
Source: RefSeq, a predicted model, not a curated record
UAGAUAGAUAGAUAGAUUAUCCAAUAACUAGUAGUAACACAGAAUCGAGAUACAACAAUAACAAUAAUAUUAUUAAUAAUGCGUAAUUCUUUCUUCAUCUUCUCCCUCAUUUCACUACUAUCUUCCGCCGCCGCCGCCGUCGAUCUAAAUGACGAUAUUUUGGGUCUCAUCGUCUUCAAAUCCGACCUCCAAGAUCCUCAAUCCCUUCUCCAAUCAUGGAACGAAGACGAUUCCACUCCCUGUUCAUGGCAAUUCAUCAAAUGCAACCCAUCCACCGGAAAAGUCACCGACAUAACUCUCCACGGCCUCGGCUUCUCCGGCAAAAUUGGUCGAGGCCUCCUCAAUCUUCAAUCACUCAAGGUGCUAACUCUCUCCUCCAACAAUUUCACCGGCACCAUUUCCGGUAUACUUCCCGCCAGUUUAGUCAGCCUUGAUCUCAGCAACAAUGGGUUCUCCGGCGUUAUCCCUGAUUCCUUCUUAUCAAACAUGAACUCUCUUCAAUUUCUCGACCUGUCUCAUAAUUCAUUCUCUGGUCCAAUUCCCAAUGAUUUCUUCCAUAACUCAUGUUCAUCCCUUUUGUUUCUUUCAUUAGCUGCCAAUACUUUUGAAGGCCCGAUUCCAGGUAGUAUCAAGGAAUGUACAACGCUAAACAGUCUUAAUCUCUCCCGGAAUCAUUUCUCCGGUAACCCAGAAUUUGUUGGUGGGAUUUGGUCACUUUCCAGGCUUAGAUUAUUAGAUCUUUCUGAAAAUGAUUUAUCUGGUGAAAUCCCUGUUGGGUUAUCCUCUGUUCAAUACCUGAAGGAGUUCCGUCUUCAAAAGAAUCGAUUCUCCGGCACCAUUCCUGCCGAUAUUGGAUUAUGUUCCCAUCUAACCGGACUGGAUUUGAGUUAUAAUUUUCUCACCGGAGCUCCGUCUGAAUCAAUCGGGAGGCUAACUGGGUCGUUGAAUUUCUUCUCUCUAUCAAACAAUAUGUUGACAGGUGAGUUCCCUCAAUGGAUUAGCAACUUUGGGAAUCUUCAAUACUUGGAUUUAUCUAACAAUGGCUUCACCGGAGUUCUCCCGCUGACAAUCGGUGAAAUGAAGCAGUUAUCUUAUUUGGGUAUAUCCAGUAACAAAAUCUCCGGCGGUAUUCCAAUCUCAUUGAUGAACUCCAACCAAUUAACGGUGCUGAAAUUGAGAGACAAUCUCUUAAAUGGAAGUAUACCAGAAGGUUUAUUUAAUCUGGGUUUGAAUGAAAUCGAUUUUUCAGGCAAUCAAUUAUCCGGGCAAAUACCGGCGCCUGGUUCCAGCAAACUGAUAGAGUCUCUCCAGCGAUUGGAUCUAUCGAGGAAUAAUCUGUCGGGGAAUAUUCCGGCGGAAAUUGGGCUUUUCUCAAAGCUGAAUUACUUGAAUCUAUCAUGGAACGGUGAACUUCGGUCGAGAAUCCCGCCGGAGCUUGGAUUUUUUCAGAAUCUAAUUGUGUUGGAUCUGAGGAACAAUGCCUUUUAUGGGUCCAUCCCGGAUGACAUUUGUGAUUCCGGCAGCUUGCAGGUUCUUCAAUUGGAUGGGAAUUCAUUAACUGGACCAAUUCCUCAAGAGAUUGGCAAUAAUUGUUCUUCCCUUUCUCUCCUGACUCUGUCACACAACAACUUGACCGGUCCCGUCCCGAAAUCAAUGGGAAAUCUUACCAAACUCAAGAUUCUCAAGCUGGAAUUCAACAAACUCGCCGGUGAAAUCCCACAGGAGCUCGGAAAACUAGAAAACCUCCUCGCUGUCAACAUCUCCUACAACCUCCUCGUCGGCCGUCUCCCUUUCGGCAACGUUUUCCAAAACCUAGACCAAUCCGCACUUGAAGGAAACAUGGGUAUUUGUUCUCCUCUGUUAAAAGGCACAUGUAUAAUGAACGUUCCAAAGCCUUUAGUUCUUGACCCAUACGCCUACGGUCCCGGCGACCACUCCGGUCACAAGAACAGAGGAGAUAGCUUCCGGAGUUCUUCAUAUCACCGUCGCAGGUUCUUCAGUGUUUCCGCCAUUCUAGCCAUCUCGGCUUCAUUACUAAUCUUCCUCGGGGUUUUUGUCGUGACACUUCUGAAUGUGUCGGCAAGGCGGAGGAUGUCGUUUGUUGGCAAUGCUUUGGAAGGCUCAUGUUCCUCCGGCAGCUCCACAUUUCAUUCCGGCAGCCCAUUGCCUGCAACAGGGAAACUUGUACUCUUGAACUCUAAAUCUUCAGGCCAAGGUUUUUUGCCCAAAGACAAUAGCUUUAUCAACAAGUCGGCAGAAAUUGGAAGUGGGAUAUUCGGGAGCGUUUACAAGGCAACGUUUGGUUCCUCCGGGGAAGAAUUAGUCGCGAUAAAAAAACUCAUCCCAUCAGACAUUACACCGUACCAAGAAGAAUUUGAUCGCCACGUUCGAGUACUCGCAAAGGCCAAGCACCCGAAUUUAGUUACACUAAGAGGCUACUACUGGACCCCGGAGUUGCAACUUCUAGUUUCAGACUUCAUUCCAAACGGAACUUUACAGGGAGCCCUUCAUGACAGGGUCGUCCCGCCAUUACAAUGGAGGGAUCGAUUCAAUAUCAUGAUAGGGGUUGGGAGGGGUCUCGCCCACUUGCAUCACUCUUUCCGCCCUCCCAUCAUUCACUACAAUGUGAAACCAACAAACAUUUUACUAGACAUGUAUAUGAAUCCAAAGAUAUCUGAUUUUGGACUCGCGAGGCUCCUAAACAAGCCCGACAAACAUGCAGCCGACAAUCGGUUCCAAUGCACGUCGGGAUACAACGCCCCGGAGAUGGCAUGCAAGAGCCUUAGAGUUAAUGAGAAGUGCGACGUUUACAGUUUUGGGGUAACCAUGCUGGAGGUGGUGACCGGGCGACGACCAAUGGAGUAUGGGGAGGACAAUGUUGUGAUCUUAACGGAGCGUGUGAAGGCGAUGUUGGAAAGAGGCAACUUAUUGGAAUGCGUGGACGAGACCAUGGAUGAGUAUCCGGUACAAGAGGUGUUGCCUGUGCUGAAGUUGGCUCUAGUUUGUGCAUCACAAAUACCUUCUAGUAGGCCUUCCAUGGAGGAAGUUGUCCAAAUUCUUCAUGUGAUUAAGACCCCUCUUCCACAAAGGAUGGAAGUAUUUUAAGUUCCAAUUUCAAUUCAUUUUGAGAUUUUAGUUAGGUUUAAUUGUGUAUCAUGUGUUACAAACUUCUCUAUUUAUCUAAACUUUGGCUCCUUAAUUGUAUUAUGUUGUUACAAUUUGUCUUUUUGGUGAA